Plasmodium gonderi is the source of this 3846-nucleotide messenger RNA. Its product is annotated as cell cycle control protein. Gene Ontology annotation, molecular function: protein binding; RNA binding. The record is from RefSeq and is a predicted model, not a curated record. The coding region runs from base 1 to 3846 and encodes 1281 amino acids. Lineage: Eukaryota; Apicomplexa; Aconoidasida; Haemosporida; Plasmodiidae. Gene Ontology annotation, cellular component: catalytic step 2 spliceosome. The transcript has a single exon. Gene Ontology annotation, biological process: mRNA splicing, via spliceosome.
AUGUCGAAAUGGAGUAUUAAUAAAAAAAAGCGGAAGGGAAGAUAUAGCAGUAGUGAACACAGCAAUAAAAGCAUAAAAAUGAGGAAACGAAAAUCAUCAUGCACCUCAAGUGAUGAUAGUACAAGAAAAUGCAAAGGAAGAAAAAGGAUACAUGAGAGGACUAGGUCUUCAUCCCAUUUAUUAGAGGAAAGAGGAAGAAAAAAUGACACGUCGCAUAAUAAAACGAAAUGCGAAAAAAGCAAAAAAAGAACAAAAAGGGAAGUGUCACUUGAUUACCCAGAGGGGGAUCGCUAUAGAAGUAGUAGCAAAGAUUAUUCUUCUCCCAGAAGAAGCACAUCCAUUCGGAGAGGAGGCACAUCCAUUCAGAGAAAAAUCAGAGCGAGUAAAACAAAUUUCAAGAAAGCAGAAAAAUAUGCCUAUUCUAGUAAUACCGAAAAUUCAGUCAGAAAUAGUGACUCUAAGGAGGGAGGGGAAAAUAAUAAUUAUGUUAAAGAAAAGAGUGUAAAACAACGUAAUAAAAUGGGAGAAGUAAAUAUAGAUUCAGAUACUCAUGAAGAAGUGGAGAGAAACGCAGAAGGAAGAGGAAGGAAAAAAAAAGCAAAGAAAGAAAAAGAAGCUGAAAACUCCCAUAAAAUAUAUUAUGAUAAGAGUCAGAGAAAGACGAAAACAAAAAUGAAGAAAGAAAAGUUUAAGGAAAGAUACAAACAUAGCAGCAAUUCUUCCGAUGAGGAAAACAAAAACGUGCGCCAUGUGAAGGGAAGAAAUCGAUCAAAUGAUCGAAGGAAAGAAGGCAUAAAUUUAAAGGAGAAAAACAAAUCAAAUAAUAAACAACAUCGGAAGGAGGAACAUGACAAAACAUUUUUGGAAAAUUCUACUAAGAAAAGAAAACGACACCAUGAUAGCAGUUCUUCAGAUGGAAUGAAAAAAAUAGUUCAGUCAAAUGUGGGCAGAAGCAAUAAGAGAGAAAUAAAAAGAAGCAUAUCCAUCACCUCAGGGGACAUGGGCUCCGAAACAAAAAGAAAAAAUCAUAGACAAACAAAAAGAAGCAAUCAUAACGAAACAAAAAGAAACAAUCAUAACGAAACAAAAAGAAACAAUCAUAACGAAACAAAAAGAAACAGUCAAAGCGAAACAAAUAGCACAUCGAAGAAUAAAAAACGGGAAAGCAAGGAUGAUAUUGUACUUCACGCUAAGAAGAAACCACCAGGAUACAACACACGCAGCAGGAGAAGAAGGAAUGAACCAUAUAUAUCAUCUAGCUCAAAAAGUUCAUACAAUGGGGAAAAAAGAAAGAGUUCCUCGACACGCCAUAAAAAUCACAGUUCUUUAGCUCAUUCAGAUGUACUGAGGGGACACCAUCUCUUCGAGAAGGAGAGUGGAAGAAAUACAGACAUCGUUAAAAUGGGCAAAGAGAGACGGGAAAGGGGAACAGAUGAUCGAAACAGUGGGCACAUUGGAUACAACAGAAGAAGAGGAAGAAAAACUCCAAAUGAAAAAAACAAAGAGAAAGGGAAAUGUCGCAACGAGAAGAAUGUCAACAGUUUGGCUAGUAGCUCAGUAAGCAGUUUGGAAAAUAGCUCAGUAAGCAGUUUGGCUAAUAGCUCAGUAAGCAGUUUGGCUAAUAGCUCAGUAAGCAGUUUGGCUAGUAGCUCGCUAAGCAGUUUGGCUAGCAGGUCGGUAAGUAGUUUGGCUAGCAGGUCGGUAAGUAGUUUGGCUAGCAGGUCGGUAAGUAGUUUGGCUAGCAGGUCGGUAAGCAGCUCAGAUGGAAAAGCAAAGUCGACUAAUGAAGGAAGGAGGGGAAAAAGAAAGAAAGGAAAGGGGCUCAAAGGGGAUCGAAAAGAUAAUCCACACAUGGGUUCGAAAAUGGGUUCGAAAAUGGAUUCAGAAAUGGAUUCAGAAAUGGACCCAGAAGUGGAUCGAAAUGGGGCUCCCCGAAUGAACCGUAAAACAAGGCGAAGAGAAAACUCCGAGAAAUCAUUUGACCCCUUUGAAGAGGACAUAAAGGGAAAAAUCGAAAUUAAUGAAGAUCUAAUUGAAUAUGCAAAGAAGAAAAUUGCAAAUGUAACAACAGAUGAUAUAGGAAGAUCUGGAGGAGUGUACAUACCACCAUUCAAGUUAGAAAGACUUAAGAAGGAGGAAACUGAUAAGAAAAGUAGUUUAUAUCAAAAGCAAGAAUGGAUGAAGUUAAAAAAGAAAAUAAACAAUAUAGUAAAUAAAGUAAAUAUAGACAAUAUAGGAGAGAUAUGUUACGAAUUAUUUGAAUGUAAUUUGAUAAGAGGCAAGGGAAUAUUCAGUCGCGCAAUAUUACAUGCACAGUUAAGUUCCCCAGCCUUUACUAACGUUUUUUCAGCAUUGUUAUGUAUUGUGAAUUCAAAAUUUCCAACAAUAGGUUUAUUAACAAUACAAAGAAUAAUUAUACUUUUUCGAAGAGCAUAUAAAAGAAAUGAUAAAAUUCUUUGCUUCAAUAGUGUAAAGUUUAUAGCUCAUAUGAUUAAUCAAAGAAUACUUCAUGAAAUUGUAGGAUUACAGUUAUGUUCCCUACUUUUACAAAACAUAACAAAUGAUUCGAUUCAAGUGUGUACAUAUUUCUUAGCAGAGGUUGGUCAACUUUAUAUGAAUAUUUGCCGAAGAGGAAUUGAUAUAAUUUUUGAUAGAUUGAAAGAUAUUAUACAAGAAGGGAAGAUAAAUAUAAAAACACAAUAUGAUAUUGAAAAAUUGUGGAAUUAUAGGAAAAACUACUUUAGUGAUUUUCCAACAGUUCUUGAAGACUUAGACUUAAUUGACGAAGAGGAAAAAAUUGUUCAUGAAAUUGACCUACUUGAUGAAUCAUUUGAGAAUCAAGAAGAAUUAAACAUAUUUAAGGAGGUUCCUUAUGAGCAGUACGAGGAGGAAAAUCUGGAAUGGAAAAACAUUGCAAAUGAAUUACUUCAUGGAGAUGGCACCGAUCAUGGAGGAAAGAGAAAGCCGGACGAAAGAACUCGUGGGGAAAACACGUCUCUAACUAGCCAAAGUAGCGGAAAUGAAAGUGGACGAGGCGAGAAUGAAAGUGAACAAAGCGAACAUGAAAGUAGUUACCAAAGCAGCAUCGACUCAGAAAACGAGAAUCGGGAUUGUCGAAGGAAAAAGGGAUCGAACAGCUAUUGCCAGAUGGGGGAAGAAGGUAGUAGUAGUGAUGGUGGUAGCGAUGGACGGGAUGGCAGUGGCGAAGAUGAAGGCAAAGAAGAAAUAACAGACAUGACAGAACAGUAUCUAAUAAAUCUGAGGAAAAAUGUAUACCUCUCAAUCAUGUCAUCACUAAGCUUCGAAGAGUGCGUUCACAAAUUAUUAAAAUUGAAUAUAAAACAAGGGUACGAAAUAGAAAUAUGUAACAUGCUAAUUGAUUGCUGUUGCAUGGAAAAAACUUUUCAAAAGUUUUAUGCCCUACAAGCAGAAAGAUUAUGUAAAUUAAAAAACAUAUACCAAGAAAAUUUUGAAAAAUGUUUCCAAAAUUCAUAUAAUACAGCGCAUAGAUUGGAAACGGCAAAAUUAAGGAACUGUGCAAAAUUAUUUGCUCAUUUGUUAUAUACAGAUGCCAUCUCUUGGAGUAUUUUCACCAAUAUAAAAUUAUCCGAAGAAGAUACUACAUCUUCAACAAGAAUUUUUAUUAAAAUUCUAUUACAAGAAUUAACCAAUAAUUUAGGAAUGCAAACAUUUUAUCAUAAAAUUAAUCACCCAGCUAUAUCACCUUUUAUGACCGGCUUAUUCCCAACCAACAAUGCCCAGGACGUUCGAUUUUGCAUCAACUUUUUCACCGCCAUAGGUCUUGGUGCUUUAACUUCCUCCAUGCGGAAGUUGCUUCAGAGCUGA